AUGCUCAGACCGCAGUUCGCGAUAGCGAGCCUUUCACUGGGCUCGUGCUUGUACCACUCCCUGCCGACGAAGAUCAAAGUUGCCUCUAGUUUAGGCUACAAUGGCAUUGAAAUCUUCAUGGUCGAUUUCGAGGGCUUCGUAGCCGAAGUUAUCAACGGCAAACAUCACCAUCUCUUUGACGAACCUUUUGACCCACAUUCCCUAUCCACCCCCGACCUCGAGUGCGAAUGCGCGAAGGUGAUCACCGCCUUGUGCGUUUCUCAUAACCUUACCAUACCCGUCGUGCAACCUCUACGAAAUUUCGAGAACUUCAAAACCGAGGAAGAUGUCCAAGCAGGAUUGGACAGCGCUGAGCGCUGGCUGAGAUUGAUGGAGUACUUCCAAUGCGAUCUCAUGCUCGUCUGCUCCAACCACGUCCCUGGACCUCAUCCGAUCACUGAUACUUACACCGUGGAAAUGUACCUCGACGCUCAGGUAGACGCUUUCCGUCGCCUCGGUGAGCUUGCAGCGACAUACGAUCCUUUAUCCUGGGGCACUGUCGUGGACAACUGGGAGCCCGUCUGGGACGUUGUCCAACGAGUAAACCUUCCCAAUGUCGGUAUCAUCCUCGAUUCCUUCAACACGCUCGGCAACCAAUACGCCGACCCAGCCACCGAAUCCUCGAUUCGAACAGAGCAGACUCUGGCUAAAAUGAUGGAGAAUCUCGAGAAGAUGUCAAGGUCGAUCCCCGGAGACAGGAUAUUCCUGUAUCAGCUCGCUGACGCCACCCGGCCGUUGCAGCCUAUAUUCGAUGCUCCAGACGCGCCUCGGAGGAUGAUUUGGUCUCGCGCGUCACGAUUAUUUCCCUGCGAGCCUCUGCCCGAGAACGUGGAACCCUCGGGAGAGGAUACGUCCAAUCCCAACCCUCCCACCGGCUAUAUCGGCUUCCUCCCUGUGGUUCAGAUGACCAAGCUGGUGCAAGCUACGGGAUUCAGCGGCUGGUGGAGCUUAGAGGUAUUCAACAAGAGUCUAUUGGAACAGGAUGAGGACUGCCCAUGGAGACAUGGGCGAAGGGGGAUCGGUGGCUUAAAUAAGCUAUGGCAGGUGCUGUCAGGAGACGAGGCGGAUGAAGUCAUCCCCAGUGUGACGCCUCCCUUAACCGUUGAUGGAGAAGAAAGCGAAAGCGACGAGAGUUUAGGCAGCUUCGACUCAGCUGUGGAGGGUGCAGUAUCAGAGCCUGUAGACCGGAAGGAGAGUAUCAUGGACGUAAAUCCAGAGUGGCGAGAAACUGAGGUAGCGGCGUAACAGAAUGAAUCCAAGACCAAACUUCACGGACGUUACUUUUCCUUUUCUUGCACGCUAAAUGAGCUGACAAGAGAAAUCUUCGUUAGCCUAUGUACAACAGUCAUACUGAAUGUUACCUGAAUGUAAGAUACCUCUAUGUUCCUCGUUUUUCCAAUACAUACCGGUUCUGCUGGUUUCCAUGAUU
Desarmillaria tabescens is the source of this 1468-nucleotide messenger RNA. RefSeq names its product xylose isomerase-like protein. Bases 1 to 1284 code for a protein of 427 amino acids. Lineage: Eukaryota; Fungi; Basidiomycota; Agaricomycetes; Agaricales; Physalacriaceae. The transcript is spliced from 3 exons. The record is from RefSeq and is a predicted model, not a curated record.